UGAUGCCUUGCAAGUCCCUGUAGUAUCUUCUGUUUUGUAACUUUCAGACACUACAGUCUACACGCACUUCUCUGCUUCCAAUCUUCUUCUCAUCUCAUUUUCUUUGAAUCUUCGUCCCUUUCUUCUCCAAGAUUCAUCGAAACACCGGCAGAAAGGAUUCACAGUUUCGAUCACUACUACCCUUUUCCUUUUUUUAGAGCUUUACUAUCCGAGGAUUCUCGUAUAUAUCAAAGAAGAAUGCUCUUCAAGACUGAAGAAGAAAAUGUGGAUGUUUUCUCACUGACUUUCUAUGUCCUUUAAACCCAAAAUUUGCCCUUUUUGCGGUAUGGAAGGCAUGAUUAUAGUCUCAAGAAUCACUAACAAGGCUGUUAAACAACAAAACUUCCCUCUUCAAAAGCUCUCCUUCUGGUUCGCUCCCACUAUUCGUCCUCCAGGCCUACUCUAUCCCACUUUCGGCUCAUAAAACUAAAAAGCUACAACACGCACAUACAAAUAUCCAGGCUAUCUUCUUAUUCUUUCAAUGGGUGCAUACUACUAUAGCUCUAAUUCUUCAUCUGGGUGCGGUUAUUUUAACUCGUUGGAUCCAUUUUCGCGUAGUUUAGAUGGUUUUAAUGGGGUUUCGCGAGGUGGGUCGAUGGUCUCGCAGGCUUUGGUGUUGGAUAGUGAGAAAGGAGAACUCGUAAAAGCACCGGCUACGAGAGUCGCGAAGAAAGGGAUGUCUGAGGCCAAGGCUCUGGCGGCUCUGAAGAGCCAUAGUGAGGCAGAGAGGAGGAGGAGGGAAAGGAUCAAUGCUCAUCUCGCUACUCUUCGUGGUCUUAUUCCCUGCGCAGAAAAGAUGGACAAAGCCACACUGCUUGCUGAAGUUAUUAACCAAGUGAAAGAACUAAAAAAGAAUGCAAUAGAAGCCAGUAAAGGUCUCCUAAUUCCAAUGGAUGAUGAUGAAGUGAAAGUUGAAACACAUGACAAUGGAGCAGGAGAUGGAACUUUGUCUUUUAAAGCAUCUCUUUGCUGCGAUUACCGACCUGAGCUUCUGUCUGAUAUAAGACAAGCAGUUGAUUCCCUUCAAUUGAAAAUGGUGGAUGCACAAAUAUCCACCUUAGGAUGCCGGCUAAAGGUUGUUACUUUUCUAACCUGUUGCAGAGAUAAGAAUGCUGAUGAACCAGAGCUUCUCACAAAUUCUAUUCACCAGGCCUUGAAUUUUGUAUUGGAGAAAGGUUCUAUCUUGCCUGAAUAUUCACCAAGAACAACACUUCAAAACAAGAGGAGGAGGGUGACUUUCCUGGAAUCCUCCAGCUCGACUUCUUGAGAGCCAAAAUCUUGUUUCCUCUGGUGGCACUGUGCAUACUCAUAAAUGGGAUUACUGUAACAAUUUGUGUAGAAAUUUUGAAGACUUGUGAUGCUAUAUACAAUGUAAUAUUUGCAGGAGUGAUUAGUGACAAAGUUGACACCACCUUGAGUAUUAAGAAGGUGGUUUCAUCUUUGAAGUUGUAAGCAUAUGGUUGUGUUUUAACUUAAUUAUAAGCUUAAUUAAACUCCUAAUUAUCAC
Molecule: messenger RNA, 1546 nt
Organism: Manihot esculenta (cassava)
Lineage: Eukaryota; Viridiplantae; Streptophyta; Magnoliopsida; Malpighiales; Euphorbiaceae
Product: transcription factor bHLH30
Exons: 2
Coding region: 521-1306 (261 amino acids)
Biological process (GO): regulation of DNA-templated transcription
Molecular function (GO): protein dimerization activity; DNA-binding transcription factor activity
Source: RefSeq, a predicted model, not a curated record